UGUGUGGAGAACGCAGCCGGACCCUUGUGAUCAGCUGUGACCGUGGGAAACGGACCCACUGCGAUCAUCCGGACUUGCAGCAACCCACCUUUGGACCGGAAACUUUUAAAAAGAAAGCAAUAAUUAAAGGCACAUCAUGGAGUUUCGGGGUACUUGUAACGUUACUCUCGCAUCGCUGAAAGCUUCAUCGGACGCCGUGAGCUAGUGGAAAGUAAACACGUUUACUACAGCGCGCUCCACUCGGACUGUUUUUAUAAGUUUGUCAUUUCGUUAUCAACUUGCACUGAGCGCGCGUCCGUCUGCCUGCGGGGACGCCCAUGGAUCGAGAACGCGGAAGGGUCCCGAGCUGAACCCCCCUCAGAAAUCAAUCCAGGAGAGCUCGGACCAACAGCCGAGAGCAGCCAGUGAUGGACAGCUUGGGUCGGGCUGAACCCCUGCUGAUAUACGGGCUGUCAGUUACACUGGAGUCGCGCGAUGUUUUUGUAAUAUCGUGAUAAUGCCUCAUCGUAUUAUCAUAAGAAAUUUUCUUUAAUUGUAACAACUGGAAGACUGUGUGUGAGCACUUUUUGGCUAAAUUAUUAUUCAUUAUUUUUUAAUUUUCUCUCAGCGUGGGUCCUGUCAGAUGAUUGUCGUGCAUGAAUAAAUGAUGAGUGUAGUUAGUUUGUGAUGAGGCGGACUGCGGCGCGCGCGCGAGGACACUCUGGUGGAAUUAUUGCGCAGUUUUUAAAAUAACGGAAAAACGGAUCACGGAGCCACGCACCCACGCGCACUCAUGGCACAGAGUCCGCCUGCGAGAGAAAACGCCUGUCGAAAAUUCCAGGCCAAUAUUUUCAACAAGAGUAAAUGCCAAAACUGCUUUAAAGCCCGUGACGCGCACCUGCUGAGUGAUGACGACUUUACACAGGCGAAACCCAUCUAUGGAGGAUGGCUUCUCUUGGCACCUGAGGGCACAAAUUUUGAAAAUCCUAUUCACCGAUCACGGAAAUGGCAGAGACGCUUCUUCCUUCUCUACGAGCAUGGACUGCUACGUUACGCGCUGGAUGACAUGGCCAGCACUCUUCCACAAGGCACAAUAAACCUGAAUCAAUGUGUGGAUGUUGUGGACGGUGAGAGUCGCUCGGGACAGAAACAUUCGCUGUGUAUCUGCACGCCAGAGAAAGACUAUUACGUACGUGCCGAGAACAAAGAAGUCAUACAUGGAUGGCAGGAUGCGCUUAUGGUGUUUCCACGAACCAACAAACAAAACCAGAAGAAGAAACGGAAAGUAGAAACGCCCACCCAACAGGCUACUGCUCUGCUAACGGGUCGAUGCUCCCAGCAGAACAUGAAUGGGUUUAUUGAACCAGGUCCGGCGAAGGUUACAGUCACCAGCAGCAGUAUGGUGUGUCUGCCGAGCACUAUAGCACACGCCGAGCGAGUGCCGUCCACCCGCGCCUCUCUGUGGCAAGAAGAGACGAUGAAUCGAGCCUCCAUACCGACAAGUUGCAGUACAGGCAGUCUGAGCCAACUUUCAGAAGACUCUGUGAGCUCGAGCGUUGGUCGUAAGCCACGGGUGGAGAGCGGAUAUUUUUCUCUGGAGAAAAACAAACCAGAAGAAGAUGAAGGACGACAGCAUCAGCGAGAACAGGAACCAUCUUCUUCCCGCUCCAGGUAUCUCUCCUUUUAUCCCGAAGUCUUCAGUUCUCCAGUCAGCCCUACACACACGUCACAUGACACACGCACGCUGCUCAAACGCGACUCGCACAUAGCUGCUAACCUACAGAUGUCCGGCGACGUGUGCGUUCCUCUGAAAAAACACAGCAAGCACUCGGAGGACAUACAGAGACCUACCAGAGCAGACAAGUGUCUGGAUUCCCAAUCCUCAUCAGGCACUAAGCAAAGUUCCUCCCCACUUCUCACACCUGAUACACCUCCAGAUACAAACACAUACACGAGUCACACAAACAUUCUCCCAUCAUCACUGUCCUCAUCCCAGAGUUCUUUGGACUCUGAGCAGAGUAUGCAAAACCGUGGCGUGGGCAGGACGGGUCGAGGCGGGCAGGGAUAUGCCACCCUGGCGGACGUCCCUCGGGCGAAGAGACUCAAUCAUCGGGAAGCGUUCCGAUCCAGCCAGAAACGCCAGGAUGUGCGAGCACGCACGAGGAGCCCGGGCAGAGAGGAAAUUGAGCGACUGUUUGGACGGGAACGAAGACGUUCUCAAGUCAUCGAACGGUUUGAGGGUCAAGACACUGUCGACGCUCCAGAGCAAAUGGACACAGCGAAUUCUUUGACAGACCCCGCCCCUUCCUACUCCUCAACAACAAAUCAGAGAGCAGGACGCAAUGAGCGCCGCCUCUCUAACCAGAAACAGGAGUUUUCACUUGAUUCUGGUCAAGGCCGAACAGAAGCCGUUUCAUCGCUUGUUGGUUACCGAAGAGCUAAAAGUCUGGACCGCAGAGCCACCGAGACCCUCAUGACUCCUGACCUGCUGAAUUUUAAGAAAGGAUGGAUGACCAAACUUUACGAAGAUGGAUUGUGGAAGAAACACUGGUUUGUCCUGACGGAUCAGAGCUUGAGGUUCUACAGGGACUCGAUCGCUGAGGAGGCUGCUGAUUUGGAUGGAGAAAUUGAUCUAUCCAUGUGUUACGAUGUCACAGAAUUCCCAGUUCAGAGGAACUAUGGCUUUCAGAUUCUCAGUAAGGAGGGAGCGUUCACGCUGUCUGCUAUGACCUCUGGGAUACGUCGUAACUGGAUUCAGGCCAUUUUGAAGAACAUGCGGCCCACCAUCGCUCCAGACGUCACACGGAAAAACGUCUCUCUGAAACUUUCAGUUCUUAUGCCCAGUCCCCUUCCGGAGGAGCGAACCAGAUCGAAUUUGGAGGAAACCUUCAUCCAACCCCCGUCUAACUCUUCACAACUAUCCAACAACUCUGGAGUUGAAACCCAGAGGACACGUGAGGACAUCACAGAUUCUGCACCUCCACCCGAUCAUCGUAAGAGCCGCGUCUGCAAGCGAGAAGGGCGGUCUAAAACCUUCGACUGGGCAGAGUUUCGCCCCGGACAGGAAAACGGGGUUGAACACACUUCAAGGAAGAGGGCAGAUACUAUAGAAAUUAACUCUACACCCACUCCUUCCUCAACCUCCUCUUCCCCUAUUUCUAGUACCUCUUCACCUCAGAAUUCCACUAACCAUACUGAGAAUUUAACACAGCAAGAUGAAGAAGUGGUCAAACGGCCUCAAGAGUGCCUCCAACAGACUGCACCUUCAGUAGGUGCAGUCAAUGCAACUACGGGGUCCGAGACUAUUUCAAAGACCCACAAAGUGCCUCAGGAACAGGCGAGAAUGGAGAUAGACCAACCAAGAGACGUGCAGGAGGUUGAUGGUAAUCACGUAACUCACAGAAACUCUGACGUCCAGGUGGAGAUUGAGCAGAGGUGGCAUCAGGUAGAAACCACACCGCUCCGAGAGGAAAAGCAGGUACCAAUCAAUGGCAGCUCCAGCACCUCAAAUGCACCUGAUGGGGAAAGGCCCCCUACACAAGAAAUGACCACUAUACUGGAAAAAGAGUUGGGUCAGGCACACAAGGAACUAGCCAGACUCCAGCAACAAAACAGUUUCUUACAGGAACAACUUCAAGAUUCACGCGAGAGAGAGCAGAGCGCCCGGGAGGGAUACGUACUACAGAGCGACACAAGCACUGCAAAACCUCCAUCUGAUGCAGCUUCUAUGUCGGUUCACAAAGCCCCGUGGAAACGCAUCAACAAGCUGAACCAGGAUAUAAAGACAGAGCUAGAUUCCCAGCGACGUAAGCAUGACAAGGCCAAUCAACAAGUUAACAUCUUAAGGCGUAGCUACAGUGAAGCGCAAGAUCUAAUCGGCCACCAUGAGGCUGAAAUAGAAGCCUUGCAGGAGAAGCUGACGGCAGCCAUGGAGGAGAUCAUAGCAAGCGAGCAGGCGGUGGCACGUAUGCGCAGUGAUUUGAAAAUAGAGCGAGUUCGUUGUCAUGAACGCGAGGAGGAAUGGAUUCGAAAUGAGGGGACCUUGCGCAUACAACUGCGAGAGAGUGAGGAACGUCUUCGGCAAGUAGAGGCUAGUCUGCUGGAGAAGAGUCAGGAACUGAGACAGCUAGAGCAACAGCAAGCAUUACAUAGGGACCAGCAUCGUGAUGUACAGAGACUACAGGAGAGACUCACGGAGGCCACAGGGCGUCUGAUUGCCAUGGAGGAGGUGCAGGCUCUCCGUGAGGAGCGUGAGAGAAAAGAGCAGAAAUGUCUGGAUGAAAAACAUGAGCGGGAGCGGCAGGGGUUAACCAGGAGGUUGGCGGAAUCCGAAGAGAGGAGGCGUGAGAUAGAGGAGCAGCUACUGGAGAUGCAGGAGCAGGUGGAGGCGCUGUUGAGAGGGAGUGGUGAAAUGGAAAGUGUAAGCCUCAGAGAGCAAGUGCAACGUCUUCAGCAGGAGUUGGAGGCACAGAGCGAUGUUUUGGAAAUUUUGCGGGAAAGUGUGAGGAGGUUGGAAGAGGAACGUGAUCAACUUACUUGUCGCUGUCAGGAACUCCUGAAUCAGAUUGCUGAGGCAGACAGGGAGGUAGGAAAACAACAGGCAUGUUUAACAACAGUGGAAACAGACUAUCGCUGUCUUGAGAGUUCGUAUGAGCGUGUUUCAGAAGAGUUUGCUAGGAUAAGUCAUGUGCUACGAGAGAAGGAAGAAGAGGUAAAGGAGACAAAGGAGAUGUAUGAACAACUGAUAAGACAGAAGGAGGAAGAUUUAAGUGAGGCCCUCAUUAAGAUGGCUGCUUUAGGCAGCAGUCUGGAAGAAACAGAACUUUGUCUGCAGCAAAAAGAAGAACUUCUUUCAAAGAUGGAGCGUGAAUAUCCAGGGCUGGUAGAGUCGCGCAGAGCUGAACAAGAACUGCAAACAAAACUUGUGAUUGCAGAGGAUCGCAUUGCAGAGCUAGAGGCACAUCUUAAGGCCCUGAAACUUGGAUAUGCAGAUCUCAGGAUGCGUCGUUGUCGCUCGCAGGAAGACAUGUUAGAUGGUUUGAAAGAGGUGCGACAUGAUGUCUCAUCCUCAAAUCCUUCCCAACUUUCACUCACAAGAAGCACUUCAGAGACAGAAAUGUCUUUGGUGAAAAGGCAGAGGAUUCGCUUUUCUACCAUCCAAUGCCAAUCAUAUCACCGCGCUCAGGGAGUAGACAAGGAUCAGGCAGAAAACACAUCUUUAAACCUUACACAAGAUCUGAGCCUGGACCACAUUUAUGACACGAGUCUGACCCAGGAUUUCAGUGUAGUCAGUGAUAGUUCAUUAGAGCAGUGCAGAGAUCCAGAGAAGUUCAUCUCCAUCAUACGUAAUCUAGAAACCAAGCUGCUGGCCACUGAGGAAAAGCUCAGACACCUUGCUGAGAAGGUACAUGAAGAACCUGAUCGUUCAUAUGUGCAGGAACACUCGAGCACCAGAGCUACCAUGGAGGACUGUACAACUAAAACAUGUGAUGAAUUACCAAUGGAUCAUCCCAGCCAGAAAUUCCUUAAUACUUGUACUGACAGUAGAGUCUUAAGUGAUGAAUAUGAGAAAGCUUUGGCAUUGGUAGAAUCUUGCACAGAGAAAGUCAGAGAAAUCCUUAGCAGUAAGAAUGAGACCACCACUGCUGAAUCUCUCGUUUGUACUCUCGCAGAAGUGGAGAAAUGUCUGGUUUGUGCCACUGUAUACCUAAGGCAGAGAGGCAUGUCGUAUGAACCACAGCUGACCUCUCAGGCUUCAGAGUCACUGAAGCAAAGUAUAAAGCAGUUCGCAGCAACCUUAACCUUUGAAGCUGAAGUUCUGGAGAAGAUGGGGUUCUCUCUGCAGGAUCUGAACUCUGAUAUGAUUUCAGCCCUAAACUCCAUUCACAAAGAUGCAGAAAACAUCAAGGAGAAAAGCGAUGGCUGUCUGUCAGUCAUCUACGCUGAUAUGCUUACAAGGAAACUUCUGCUUGAGACUAUGUUCUUUGAAGAGGUGGAAAAGCUUGAGACGGGUGCUAAUACAGCAAAUAGUCCUUUUUCUGAGGGUGUCAUUAAGAAUGCCUGCAUUAGUGCUGAGCUUGCAUAUUCACUUCAGAAUUUAACAACGAAUUUCCAGGACAAGUUUGAUGAACUUCACAGGGAUUUGGUCAGAGCAAAUGAGACCUUGAAACAAAGAGGUGUAGCUCUGAAAGAUGCUGUUAACUUGUCAAAUUGUGCUGACAUGACCCAAACCAACAGUGAUGAAGUUCAGCUUGCUGAUGUCACCCCUCCUGAACUUGCCCCCUAUAUGGAGCAAAUUAAGAGGGAGGAAGCACAAAGCUUAGCCGCAGAGAUCGUACAGAGACACCUGUCUGAUGGUGCACCAUUCCACAGAGCUGAAUCUGAAUCACAUUUGCAAAUAGGCUGGGAAAAUCUGGUUGCUGAGCUUAAGAAGCAAGCACAAGCCCUCCGUAGUCUCUCUUGUGAGAUUGAGAGGAUCUGCGUGGAAGGAGAAACCGAUUCACUUUCUAGACUUGCAGAAGCAAUUAAGUUCAGUUCAUGGCAUGGUGACUCUAGCUUGCUAACAAGUAGCUCGAUUUGCAUACGAGAAGCCCUGAUGCAGGCACAGGUUGCUUAUGUCGCUUGCAGGUUGCGAGCUGGUCAUAAAAGGGAACUUUUUCUCUGCCAAGAAACCAGCCGCAACAUGGCAGCCCUGGUCCAGGAACACGCUGAGAGUGUUGCAGCCAUCCAACGGCACUACCAGAGCUGUUUGGAAAAAGAACAUCUCAGCUUUACUGGGACUAUUAGCUCCUUGCAGGAGGAAAAUGACAUGCUACGAGGGGAACUGUCUUAUAAACUGAGGGAGCUACAGGAGCAACGGCAAACCCUGAUCCAGUUAGAAGAGGCAUUUCAUAGAGAGAAAGAAGAGUUAAAGAACAGGCACUCAGAGGAGUUGGGGAGGGCAGAACAUGAGCAAAUAACUAGAGAGCUGGAACUAAUGGAAAGUGCUACUAACAGCCAACGCCAGCUUGAGACCCUGCUGCUAGAAAUGGAGGAUGCUGAUCUGAGGCACAAGGAGGAGAUUCGAAAAUUGGAGCAGGAAUUUCAGGUGAAGGUCCAAGAACUAGAAAAAGCCAACAGAGACGAGCUCCACAAGCUCCAAGAAUGCUACAGCCAGACCAUAUGUUCAUUGGAGGAGAAGAGCAAGGGAAUGGAGAAAAAAGCUGAGGAUGAUCCUACGUUGUGUCUUAUGGAAGAAAGUGGUGGAUUUGAUCAGGCUGUCUGCAGGGAUUCAGAGUCUCUGCUGAGAGUCAGAGAGUUGGAGAUGCAGUUAAGCAUCAUGAGAGAGGAGCUGGAGCAGAAACCAUUGGAUGGAGAUCUGACCAGCCUGAAGGAGAAGUACCAGCGAGACCUGGACAGCCUCAAGUCCACAUGUGAGCGUGGAUUCGCAGCGAUGGAGGAGACGCAUCAGAAGGUUAUCGGGGACAUCCAGAGGCAUCACCAGCGAGAGAUCCAGAAACUUCUUGAGGAGAAAGAACGACUGCUGGAGGAAGAAACUAAUGCCACCAUUGCUGCGAUCGAAGCCAUGAAAAACGCUCAUCGAGAGGAACUGGAGAAAUCGCAGCGGGCGCAGAUGAGUGGGAUGAGCGGGGUGAGCGCAGACAUCCAGGAGCUGCGCAGACAGUACGAAGAAGAGCUGCAGUCCAUUCACCGUGAGCUGGAGGUUCUGUCUGAGCAGUACUCACAGAAGUGUUUAGAGAACGCUCAUCUGGCACAAGCACUGGAGGCCGAGAGACAAGCGCUGAGCCAAUGUCAGAGAGAGAACCACAAACUACACACACACAACCAGGAAUUAAAUCAUCGUUUAAAUGAGGAAAUCACUCGCAUGCAGACCUGCAUCACAGGAGACGAAUCAAAAUCUCGUCUGACUCACGGCAGAGACGUCUAUGAACUGGAGGUUUUACUGCGUGUGAAGGAGUCUGAGAUUCAAUACCUCAAACAAGAGAUAAACUCUCUAAAAGAUGAACUGCAGUCAGCAUUACAAGAUAAGAAAUAUGCCAGCGAUAAAUACAAAGACAUUUACACAGAGCUGAGUAUCGUGAAAGCAAAAGCCGACUGUGACAUCAAUAAACUGAGAGAGAAACUUCUGGCUGCUACCGAGGCGCUCGGGGAGUUAGACGCGGAGGGAGCCGCUGUUACUGCUGGAUACGAUAUUAUGAAGUCCAAGAGUAACCCUGACUUUCUGAAAAGAGAAGCGUCUAGACAGUUACGUGGAGUCAGGUCAAAGGUAGAGAGUGAGGGUCUGAGGUAACUGAUCGCUGUCAACCCGUCUGGUCCAACAGGUGAAGCAGAGUUUGAAAGAGGGAUUAACGGUACAAGAGCGAAUGAAACUGUUUGAAACGAAAGACUCCAGGAAGAUUUAAGAUUCUUUGAAGACUCCUCAGAGUUUCUCUCUUUCUCUUAUUCUUUAAAUCUUUUUAUGUUCUGAUUUCGAUCUUCACGGUCGGUAGUAACAGCAGGGUCCUUUUCUGUUUUAAUGUUUUGUGAAUUAAGGGAAUGUUUAAAUAUUUACACAGAAUAAACUUUGCCAACCUUAAACUCUCAUAUUUUAGAUGUUUGUAUGAAUCUGUAAUCAUCAGAAUAUAUUGACACUCAGUAUUGACUUUUAACACUAACUUUAUGUGUAUAUUUUUGGCUGCUUAAGGAUUCUGGUGUGGUUUUAUGAUAAAUGAAUAAUUAUUGAGAGAUGAUAUUUUGCCAAUGACUUUGUAAAUACGAGUAAAGUUUUAUGUGUUGGUGAAGGUAAUAAUUCAGACUUUCUAGUACUGUAACUUUAUUGAGGUGAAAUCAUUUGGUUUAAAUAAGCUGGGAUAUCUGAAAACAGUGAUGUUAUGAGCAUAAAUGUGUUUUUUGACCGUCAUACAGUUUCGGGUGAAUGUGCCGAAAUCAUUUACUUGAGUUGAAUCUUAUUGCUGUUUUUAAUCGCUUUUGUGUUGCUUUUGGUUAAUGCAAACAUUAAAAAUAUAAAGCAACCAAACUCGAUAUCUACUGUCAGUCUUGCAGCAUACAACAAAAAGUUUGGCUACUGUUUUUUUUAACAUAGGACAUUUGUAUGUGAGUUUGUAAAGUGCUGUUCAUUACAGGCUUUUGCAUGAAUAUAAAGCACUUUGAUAGUCGCAGUGGUUUAUUUCUGUUAAAAAUACUGAAGACACAAGUAAGAAAACUCACUGUAUAAUAUUCAGUACUUGCUUUGUAAAUAUUUGGUUUUAGAGAGAAUUUCUUUAUCCUGUUUGCUUUGUCAACAUAGUGAAAAAUAAAUAUCUUUAUAUCUAUCUGUAAACAUCACGUCUACUUUUAAUUGCCUAUCUACAGUAUAUUUUUAUUGUCACGUGUGCGAAUGUGAUACGUCUGUAAUAAAAAUGUUUUCGAAUCAUG
Messenger RNA from Misgurnus anguillicaudatus (oriental weatherfish), 9393 nucleotides. NCBI's taxonomy places the organism in Eukaryota, Metazoa, Chordata, Actinopteri, Cypriniformes, Cobitidae. The record is from RefSeq and is a predicted model, not a curated record.